Beta vulgaris subsp. vulgaris (sugar beet) is the source of this 2440-nucleotide messenger RNA. Its product is annotated as protease Do-like 9. Gene Ontology annotation, molecular function: serine-type endopeptidase activity; protein binding. The transcript has 9 exons. Lineage: Eukaryota; Viridiplantae; Streptophyta; Magnoliopsida; Caryophyllales; Amaranthaceae. Gene Ontology annotation, biological process: proteolysis. Bases 199 to 1899 code for a protein of 566 amino acids. The record is from RefSeq and is a predicted model, not a curated record.
ACAAAAAACUGAAAUCUGAAAUGUUCACCAUCCUUUCCUUCCAUCCUUUUUAACCUUAACCCUGUCGACAGGUUUACUACGUCACUCACUCCUGUUUCAGUAUAACUACUUCUCCUUCUUUCUGCCAUUAUCAAAUAACAAUCCUUUCAUUUCAUCAACAACAUCCCAUUAAAACCUCUCCAAAAUCCUAAAUUAAACAUGGGCGACAGCAACCGAAAACGAAAACGCGCUCGUAAACCCAAAACCUCCGAAACCCUAGAUUCCUCUCCUCCCACCACUACCCCCACCACCGCCGCCGCAUUCGACCAAAACGACGCCGUAGAAAAUGACGAAGUCGUCGAACCAUCACCAUCCAACCGCCGCCGCCGCCGUGGUCGUGCCCGCAAUUCGCCGGACCCAUCCGACUCGAACCCUGGCGCGCCCAUUGGCAACGGCGCAGGGCCCCACAGUGGGGCUGGGUGGGGCCCGGUUGCGCACGUAGUGUCGGCGCGUGUUAUGCCGGCGAUGGAUGCGGUAGUGAAGGUGUUUUGUGUUCAUACGGAGCCGAAUUUCUCGCUGCCUUGGCAGAGGAAGCGGCAGUAUAGUUCGUCGAGUAGUGGGUUUGUGAUUGGUGGGAGAAGGGUUUUGACGAAUGCGCAUUCGGUGGAGCAUUUUACGCAGGUUAAGCUUAAGAAACGUGGCUCUGAUACUAAGUAUUUGGCUACUGUUCUUGCUAUUGGUACUGAGUGUGACAUAGCUUUGCUUACAGUCAAUGAUGAUGAGUUCUGGGAAGGGAUUGAACCACUGGAGUUUGGGGAACUACCUGCUCUUCAAGAUGCUGUGACUGUUGUAGGUUACCCGAUAGGAGGGGAUACAAUCUCUGUUACCAGUGGAGUUGUCUCACGUAUUGAGAUCUUGUCUUAUGUUCAUGGGUCCACCGAAUUGCUGGGUUUGCAGAUAGAUGCUGCCAUAAACUCUGGAAAUUCUGGUGGUCCAGCUUUUAACGACAAAGGCAGUUGUGUUGGUAUCGCAUUUCAGUCCCUGAAACACGAAGAUGCCGAAAAUAUUGGUUAUGUUAUACCCACACCUGUCAUCUUGCACUUUAUUCAGGAUUAUGAGAGAAAUGGAGCAUACACUGGGUUCCCAAUUCUUGGUGUCGAGUGGCAGAAGAUGGAAAAUCCUGACUUACGGAUAUCAAUGGGAAUGAAAUCUGACCAAAAAGGUGUACGUGUCCGACGUGUCGACCCUACUGCUCCAGAGUCCAAGGUUUUGCGGCCUUCGGAUGUUAUUCUGAGCUUUGAUGGGGUCGAUAUUGCAAAUGAUGGGACAGUUCCUUUCAGGCAUGGGGAGCGUAUAGGUUUCAGUUACCUUAUAUCCCAGAAAUAUACUGGAGAUAAGGCUGAAAUCAAGGUAUUACGUGAUUCGGUGAUCCAAACGUUUCGCAUCAAACUUGGUACUCACAGGAGACUCGUUCCUGCACACAGCAAGGGCAGACCUCCCUCGUAUUAUAUUGUUGGAGGAUUUGUUUUUACAACUGUCUCGGUUCCAUAUCUCCGUUCUGAGUAUGGAAAAGAAUACGAGUAUGACGCCCCGGUCAAGCUUCUAGACAAGCUUUUACAUUCAAUGCCACAAUCAAAAGAUGAAGAGCUUGUUGUUAUAUCACAGGUUCUUGUGGCUGACAUUAAUAUUGGAUAUGAAGAAAUUGUGAACACUCAGGUCAUUGCCUUCAAUGGUAAUCCAGUGACGAACUUGAAGACCUUGGCAAGUAUGGUCGAGUCUUGCAAUGAUGAAUUCAUGAAGUUCAAUCUGGAUUAUGAUCAGAUAGUUGUUCUUCGGACAGAGACAGCAAAAGCUGCUACCAUAGAUAUUCUUGCAACACAUUGUAUACCUUCUGCAAUGUCGGAUGAUCUUAAAACUUGAGACUACAAAUAUUCGAAUCUUCUUUGGGAGUUACAAGAUGUUCACUCGGGCAUUAGCAGGCAUCGAGGGAGCUGCCGUGCAGAUUGGGAGUGGCAUUCUCAAUUUUGAAAGAAGUUUGAUGGUUGUUGUACAAGGUUGGAUGCACAGUCCAGAAGCCAUAUGGAAGAUUUUAUACACUUCGUAUUUCUAGGUGGUAGUCGUCUUCCUGAUAUUCCAUCACUUUCGAGUUUUUGAAGCUCCAAAAGUCUUUCUUUCUGCAACUUUUUUCCUUCUGUGGAAGAGACUGGUAUAGGUUGGACCUUGUGAAAAAGAGGGAAAGAUGGUUACAGUUAUUUGCUACAGGGCACCUCCUACUGUUUUACUAUACACAAUUGCAGGAGGGUGAUGCUUUACAUUACUCGAUGUUGCUCAGUUUCUUGACUCUUUGGUGCCAUGUUUCUCGACUCUCGAGCUCACAUUUACAUCGAGAAGUUGGGUACGACAUUUUUGUGUGGAAGUUGAUCUUGAGAGAUUUAACGGGAUUUGUUUGGCAAUGGGCUCA